CCCCAAAAAAAGCCUCUGGUUUGGUGAUCUGGGCAAGCAGCCGACGGUCUCGCAGCAGGGCGCCCGGGCAUCGCCGCCCGCCUGACGUCGUCCAGGUCCGCUCCGGCUUCGCGCGACGCUCGUCCAACAGAAGCCAGCGACGAAUCCCGCGCCGGCUGCGUUGACGGGCGGGGGCCGCUUCGUCUCACUUGUCGGGGGCCCUUUGCCGGACGAGGAGGCGGACGCCGCCCGCCCGCCUUCCUCCUUCCCCGGUCGGAGGAGGACGAGCCGAGGCGAUCCCGCCGGCGACACGACAGCCGGCGGCUCACCUUAAGCCGCUUGACUCAGACGGAUUAGCGCGCUCGCCACGCUGACCUCGGCGCGCGCGAGCCAUUCGAGCGGAUUUCCAGACGGUGACCGGCAGCCGCCAUGGCGUUGGAGGACGUGGCGGCGGCGGUCACGCGAGGCGCCGCCGGCGAGCCUUCACCCACCGGGAAGGAGGCGUCACAUCCCGCCCACGGCGGCCUCCCGGGGUUCCCCCCGCAGUUCCCGCCGGUCCUCGGCUUUGCCACGGGAGACGAGUGCCGCCCGGAAAAAGCUCAGGAGCUGUUUGAUGAGUUUGUUUCGGCGUCCACCUGCAGGGCGGCGCUGCUCUCCUUCCGCCAACUGUGCGAGCACCUGCGCCUGGACCCGGACCCGGACGCCGAGCGGCCGCUUUACCGCCGCAUCAAGCGGCGCCUCAGUUACUGGAAGGCCAACGCCUUGUGGGCCAAACUGGAGCGCCGGGCUUCCCGCCAGGACUACCUGCAGAACCGAGCCUGCCGCGACGCCACGUGCGCGGUGGUCGGGGCGGGGCCCUGCGGCUUGCGCGCGGCGGUGGAGUUGAGCUUCCUGGGCGCUCGCGUGGUGGUCCUGGAGAAGAGGGACGCCUUCUCCAGGAACAACGUGCUCCACCUCUGGCCCUUCGCCAUCCAGGACCUGCGCGGGCUGGGCGCCAAGAAGUUCUACGGGAAGUUUUGCGCCGGCUCCAUCGACCACAUCAGUAUUCGGCAACUCCAGCUGGUUCUGCUCAAGGUGGCGCUGUUGCUCGGCGUCGAAGUUCACGUCAACGUGGAGUUCAAGCGCGUGCUGGAGCCGCCGAGCGACCGGCGGCCGCGCGAGGUGGGCUGGACGCUGGAGGCGUGGCCAAAGUCCCACCUGGUCAACGGGCUGCAGUUUGACGUCAUCGUGGGAGCGGGCGGUCACGGGAACAUCUUGCCCGGUUUUCGCCGUAAGGAGUUCCGCGGGAAGCUGGCCAUCGCCAUCACGGCCAAUUUCAAAAACCGAAACACUCGCGCCGAGGCCAAAGUGGAGGAGAUUGGCGGCGUGGCGUCCAUCUUCAACCAGCGGUUCUUCCAGGACCUGCGCCGGCAAACCGGCAUCGACCUGGAGAACCUGGCCUACUACAAAGACGACACGCACUACUUUGUCAUGACCGCCAAGAAACGCUGCCUGCUGGACAAGGGGGUCAUUUUGCAGGUAAACGUCUCGAUCCUUUUUGGAGUGGGGCUUCUCGGACCUUUUGGCGGCCCAGGAAAACCUCCCCCCCCCCCACCUCCGCCUUCCGCGCUUGAAAUCGCGACGGCGUUCCCCGAGAGAAAGCGGCCGCUCGCCUUUCCGCCUGAACGCGGGCAAAGCGGCCGAGGGCUGUCCCGUCGGGCGCGUGGUCUCGUCGGGGCCGCUUGCUUUUGGCGCCUCUUUUUCUCCGCCGCUUUCCUUUGGCAGGACUUUGCGGAGAGCGAGCUGCUCCUCUCUCGGGCCAACGUGGACCAGCGGGCCUUGCAGGCCUUCGCCCGCGCGGCCGCCGACUUCGCCACCGAGGGCCAGCUGCCGUCUCUGGACUUUGCCGUCAACCAGCGCGGGCGGCCCGACGUGGCCGUGUUCGACUUCACGUGCGCGCACGCCUCGGAGAACGCCGCCAUGGUCCGGAUCCGCCGAGGGUACCGGCUGCUGCUGGCGCUGGUGGGGGACAGCCUGCUGGAGCCCUUCUGGCCGACGGGAACGGGCGUGGCUCGCGGCUUCCUGGCCGCCCUCGACGCGUCGUGGAUGGUUCGUCGAUGGUGCCGAGGAGAUUUGCCUCUGGACAUCCUCGCCGAGAGGGAGAGCGUCUACCGUCUGCUGGCUCAGACCACGCCGGACAACAUGCAGAAGAAGCUUUCCCUGUACUCCUUGGACCCGGCCAGCCGCUACGUCAACGUCUGUCCCAGCGUCACGCCCGACCAAGUGAGACACUUGAUCGACACGGGAGAGAAGACGCAAACGGCCGAGCACCCGGAAGCGCCGCCGUGGACAACGGCGGAGUCGCUGUCCGAGUCCAACCAGCUCCUGGCGUGGUGUCGCCGGCGGACGGCGGGCUACCGGGGCGUCGCCGUCCGCGACCUGACCUCCUCGUGGAAGAGCGGCGCGGCUCUGUGCGCCCUGCUUCACAGCUGCAGGCCGCAGCUGCUAGACUUUGACUCCCUGAACCUGGCGGCCGAGGAAGACAACGUUCGCUUGGCCUUUGACCUGUGCCAGCGAGAAUUGGGAAUUUCGCCCCUGAUGACGGUGGAAGAGAUGACGUCCGCGGGAGAACCCGACGCGCUGUCCAUGGUCGUCUACCUCAGCCAGCUCUACCAGGUGCUGCGAGAUGCCCCGCCCUCUUUGGGUUCGCUGUCCCAGAGUUCGGAGGUCAGAGCCGCCCUGGUGACCCCGGCCUCCCUCCUCAGCAGACUCGGACUCAACCUGCCGCGUCAGCAAAGGUCAAAGGAGAAGAAGAGGACGCGCAGCGAACGGCGGCGGUCGCGGGACCCGGCACCGGAGCGGGUCCCGGCCAAGGCUCCCGGCUCCCGAGUGCGUUCCAUGGCCCUGCUGCUGCAGGCCAAGCUGCGUCACGCCUCUCCUCCUCCUCCUGAGAGUCGGCGUACGUCAGCCCGGCGGCGCCUGGACCUUCGCCUCGACCGGGAAGACGCCGACGAUCCCGCGGCGCGCGUCAGCGACGUGUGUUUCUUCUGCCACCAAAAAGUUUACGCCAUGGAGCGUCUGAGCGCCGAAGGCCUUUUCUUCCACCGGAGCUGCUUCGUGUGCCACGCGUGCGGCGGCUCGCUCAGAAUUGCCGCCUACCGAUUCCACGCCGCCGGCGGGAAGUUUUCAUGUGCGCACCAGUGCGAGUCGUUCACCCGCGCCAGUCCGUCUGCAAAGAAAGCGACAACGCAGUUGAUGACGGCGCGCGAGCCAACGCCGGCCCGGCGGACCUCUUGCACGACACCGCCGUCGUCCGCAGACUCUGCGGUCUCCGCGGCAACGGAGCGUCGCCGUUCGUCAGGUGAGCCCAUGUCACGCGGUGUGGCUUGCGACUUCCCGCCCCCUCCCCGCCAGGGUGCUUCGAUGGGAACGCGCGUGUGCCCGCAAACGGGAUUUUCAGUGACGCGAAUCGAGUUGGAGAACGACAACGCGGAGGCCGAAGAGAUCUCGGAGGAGGUCUUGACCCGUUUCAACCUCAGCGCGGACAAAGAUGAGCGGACUUGCGGUUCCGAGGCCCGGUCCGAGACGGAGGCCGAGAUGGAGGCCGAGACGGAGGCCGAGACGCAGGCCGAGACGCAGGCCGAGACGCAGGCCUCGCGGAAGAGCGAGGCGGCGUGGGAGAGAGCGCCGCGUUGCCGCCCGCCGCCGACGGCCGGCGAGUCGGACGAAGAGGAAGAUGAGACGCUCAGUGAGGAAGAAUCCAGCGACGGUCAGUCGGCGGACUGGGGCCCCGAGGGCGAUUUCUUCAAGCGGGGGCCGGUCUCGGCAGAUCGGGGCGAGACUCGGGCCCUCCUCGGCACGCCCUCCACCGCCUCCUUCGUGAGCGAGGUCGACUCCGCUUCCUCCGCCCGCUCCCCCUCCCGUCUUGAGAAGGAAGCCCCGCCCGCCGGGGCGCCCGUCGGCGAGGAAAGCUCCGGAGCGCCGGAAGCUUGGCCGUCUCUGGACCGUCUCCCGCCGCGAGAGGAGCGCGUCGAGGGGGCGGGGCCGGAAGAAGCCGGAGAGCGCCGCCCGCGGCUCCGAGUUCCGCGCUUCUGGCGAGCGCGAGGAGGCGGGGCCGCGGCUCUGUGGAAGGCGGCGUUUUCCGGCUACGGGCCCAAGAGGAGAGACGCCGAGCGACGAGCAGAGGCGCCCGGCGUCGUCCGUACGAUGGAGGAAAGUGACGCCAGCUGGUCAACGGCACGGCGCAGAUGCUCACUGGAGCCCAGGGAUGACCUGCGUUUGGAGACGGCCGACGUCGCGGCUCAGCUGGAGCGACUCGGCGUCCAAGAGCAGGACGCGGCGCCGCACCCCGCCUACGUUCCUCACGCGCUGGCCUUCAAGCCGGCGUUUCCCGGCGGCAAGUUUUGGCGAGAGCGUUUUCCCAGGCGGGCUCCCCCCGCCGACUCGGACGGACGCUCGUCCCCCGCCACCGAGGUGGCGGGCGUCCUGGUCCGCCCCGAGGAGCCGUCCGGCCUCAGCGUGCCGGAGAGCCUGUUCCGCGCGGACCGGCCGUCUCGCCGGCCCGAGCGUCCGCUUCAGAAGGGCGGCCGCGGGCGAGCCAAGCGCCGGCGGCUCGGGAGGCUGCACCGAGCUCAGCUGAUCCAGAGGCAACUGCAGCUGGUGGAGGAGGAGCAGCGACGUCUGGAGGCCAGAGGGGUCGCGCUGGAGAGGAGUCUCAGAGGACAACAGCGAGGCAAGGGAGGGGGGCCCCCCCCCGAUUGUGUGUCUGAGCACGACAGGAAAGAGACAUCAAGGGGGGUCCUGUGCUGUGCGUGUGGCGUAGGAGCUUGCGGCGACGACGACGACGACCACGACAGCCUCAUGCGGCUUUGGUUCCGCUUGGUCCAGCAGAAGAACGUCCUGGUUCGAUACGAGUCGGAGCUCGUGCUAUUCGCACGAGAGCUGCAGCUGGAAGACCGACAGAGCCGACUCCAGCGGGAGCUUCGGGAGAGGAUGACGCCGGACGACGGCCUGAAGGGCGAGCGGGAGCUGGCGAAGGAACGCGCCAUCCUGGAGGAGAUGCUGGAGGUGGUGGAGCGCAGAAAAGCUUUGCUGCCUCUGCUGGAGGAGCUGCGAGCGCAAGACGGAACGCUGCGGGCCGCCGCGCUCGGACGGGCCCGGACCCGAGCCGGCGAGCGCUCGGGGACUUCAGGAUGUGCCAGGUGACCGCCGGCGUUGCUCCUUCCUUCUCCAAGAAGAAAAAGUUCCCCCCCCCCCAUUUGGACCUUCCCCCAAAACACAAGGAGCCGCAAACCCAAAAAGAAUCUGGGCCGAAUCGGUGUCGUGAUGAUUGGCUGGCCGGUGACCCGGACCGGCGCCGCCUCUCGCCCCAUCGACGGUAACGCAUUAAAAGGUCUUUCGUCGCUUGGCUGUGCAAAUCUUUUUGCGACACAUGCAGCGAGUUGCGCAGAGCCUCAAGUGGCGUCACCCCCCCCCCCCC
Messenger RNA from Hippocampus zosterae (dwarf seahorse), 5437 nucleotides. RefSeq names its product protein-methionine sulfoxide oxidase mical3a-like. The coding region runs from base 409 to 5163 and encodes 1584 amino acids. Lineage: Eukaryota; Metazoa; Chordata; Actinopteri; Syngnathiformes; Syngnathidae. Gene Ontology annotation, molecular function: protein binding; FAD binding. The record is from RefSeq and is a predicted model, not a curated record. The transcript is spliced from 27 exons.